Molecule: messenger RNA, 3418 nt
Organism: Triplophysa dalaica
Lineage: Eukaryota; Metazoa; Chordata; Actinopteri; Cypriniformes; Nemacheilidae
Gene: trpv1
Product: transient receptor potential cation channel, subfamily V, member 1
Biological process (GO): calcium ion import across plasma membrane
Cellular component (GO): membrane
Molecular function (GO): protein binding; calcium channel activity
Source: RefSeq, a predicted model, not a curated record
GGUCUAAAAACAUCUUGCUUUCUCUUCCUCUCUGAGGGAGAGAGAGAGCGGUAUCGCUUAAAUCAUCUAUGUUGUUCAGCCUCUAAAAUUGGAUACUUCAUAUAAUCAGAAACUACCAAAAUCUAUCCAUAAAUUGAUUGCAUACAGCUUUAACUACAGCUGUGGGACGACAAAGACCUCACUAUGAGUAAAUCAAGAGACAGCAGUCCCACAUCUUUCCACCUGGAGACAGAUGACAGGUCAGAAGAGGAGAGGGCGAGGGCGAGGGCGAGGGCCAAACACACGAAAAAAAGUCCUGGUAAGGACAAGAUGCCCAUGGACUCCAACUACCUGGAAGACGUAGUGGAUGCCGCACCCAGAAUUAGAAUCAAUUUGGAUUUUGACAAGGGAAUCAGAGAUGUGAAAGAGGAACCGUCUCACAAGGACAGAGAUGCAUUUACCAUCAAGACACUGUUUGAGGCCGUAUCCCGUGGUGACGUGUCUAAACUGCAGGGUUUACAUCAGUACCUGCACAAAUCCAUGAAACAUCUCACUGACUCUCAAUAUAAGACUAAUGGAAAGACAGUCUUGCUCAAAGCUCUUUUAAACUUAAAGGACGGUGAAAAUGACACCAUUGAAUAUCUGCUUGACAUUGCAGAGAAAAUGGGAGAUUUAAAGAAUUUUGUCAAUGCUGCAUACACAGACAGUUUCUACAAAGGUCAUACGGCUCUCCAUGCUGCCAUUGAGAGGAGAAGCGCAAAGUUUGUAGAGAUGCUGGUUAAGAAAGGGGCUGAUGUCCACGCUAAGGCCUUUGGGAAAUUCUUUCAGCCCAAUGAAGGGAUGUGUUUCUAUUUUGGUGAGUUGCCGUUGUCACUGGCAGCUUGUACGAAUCAACCAGACAUUGUGGAUUUCCUGAUGGAAAACCCAUACAAGUCAGUGGAUGUCAGUCAAAGGGAUUCUCAUGGAAACAUGGUGCUUCACGCUUUGGUAGCAAUAGCAGACAACAGCCCUGAGAACACAGAGUUUGUCAUCGCCAUGUAUGACCACAUCUUAAAGAAAUCCGCUCAACUCCAUCCAAAACUAAAACUGGAGGAAACUGAGAAUAACCAGGGACUCACACCUUUCAAACUUGCUGCCAAAACUGGAAAAUUUGGGCUGUUUAAGCACAUUGUACAGAGGGAGUUCAAAGACUGCAGGCAUCUGUCUCGGAAGAUCACGGAGUGGGCAUUUGGUCCGGUGUGCUCCUCACUGUAUGAUCUCGGCUCACUCGACAGCUAUGAGGAGAACUCUGUGCUGAAGAUAAUCGUUUAUGGCAGCGAGAUUCCUAACCGUCUUGAGAUGCUUCAUAUUGAGCCACUUAAUAAACUGCUUGAAGAGAAGUGGGAUAGAUUCGCUCAGCGGAUCUUCUUUUUCAACUUUAUCUGUUACAUUGCCUACCUUUUCAUCUUCACAACAGUCGCUUUUUACCGACAAGAAGGACAGCCUCCAUUUUUUUAUCGCGAUGAAAGAGAGCGCAAGCUGAUUUUCGCAGGACAUAUUAUAACCUCCAUUGGAGCCGUUUACUUCCUUUUCAGAGGGAUAGUGGAUUUGAUUAGGAAGCGUCCAAGAUUUCAGUCCCUGGUGAUUGAUGGAUACACUGAUCACCUUUUUUUACUGCAGGCCGUGCUCUUCCUGGUAUGUGCUGCACUGUACUUUUGUGGUCAAGAUGAAUACCUGGCAUUUCUAGUUUUGAGUCUUGCUUUGAGCUGGAUGAAUCUGCUCUACUACUCCAGAGGAUCCAAAUUUAUGGGAAUCUACAAUGUCAUGAUACAAAGGAUGAUUCUUGGAGAAAUUCGGAGAUUCCUUGUCGUGUACAUGGUCUUUCUCAUUGGAUUCUCGGCAGCUAUGGUGACUCUUCUUGAUGGUAAACCUAGAACGGGGGGCCGUUCUUUCUUCAAACCUGUUUCAAAUACAACUGGAGACUGCGUGAAACCAGAAUAUGAAAAUAUCUACCGCACCACUCUGGAGUUGUUUAAGUUUGCCAUUGGCAUAGGAGAACUGGAGUUCACAGACCAAUAUAAAUAUCAGACAGUGUUUUAUGUGCUGAUGAUCUUGUAUAUAGUGUUGACAUACAUUCUGCUGUUAAACAUGCUUAUCGCUCUGAUGAAUAAAACCAUGGAGGAUACACACAAAGAGAGCACCAGUAUCUGGAAAUUACAGCGUGCAAUGACCAUCUUGGACAUGGAAUGGUUUCUUCCUCGCUGUCUGAAAAAGAGGCUGCGCUGUGGGGAAGAGAAAGAUCUGGGUGAAGGACAAGAAGAUCAACGCUGGUGUUUCAGUGUGGAGGAAGUGAACUGGAACCAAUGGAACAGAAACCUGGGUAUAGUCAAUGAGGAUCCUGGGAAUUUGUCCAUGUGUGUACUGUCACCACAGUCACCAUCUAAACCCCAAAGAGAGUUCAGCCGGCUUGGACUCCUCCCAACUUUCAGUAAGCGGUGGACACAAAAACAAUCUCAACGCAGUGACGCACACGAGCUCAGUCCUCUAGCUGAAGUCUCUAGCGCCUCCUGAUGGACUCAUCAUGAACAACACCACCACUAUGUUGAAUCACCUGUGAUGUGUAAAACACAUGGUACGCUAUGUUUGAAUGGAUUCAACCUAAGGAAUGUAUGUGUGAUCAGUUUAGAUGACUUAUAGGAGAUAAAAACAGGGCCCCCAAUCAAAUGACUUAUUGGUUUAAACUUUUCUUUAAAGUGGCUUCACUUUUGUAUAUUGCAUAAAUGUUUGCAACGGGACUUUUUACAUGAACACGAAAUUCACCAUAGUAACUAUAAACAUAGUUUAUAGGUAUGUGUAGUAAAUCUAUGGUGAUAAUCAAUCUGCCAGCAUUGGCCUACUUCAUUUUUUCCAAUAUGGUUAAUUUCACUAAAUACGUUGUGAAGAUCAAUAACUCUACGCAAUAACAUCCAAAUUAAAUAUUACAAAUCAUGUAAAACAAUCAAUAAUACGACACAUCAGUAUAUCAUUAGGAGGAUGAUUGUUUUUUAAUAUGUCGACCUCUUGUGGUGUGUCUCACGACUAAUGAUGCACCCAGAACUGACAAAGGUCAAAGGAUGUCACAAUGUAUCUAUCUGACAUCCACAAUAACAGCAUUUCGUCUCUCUUACACUAAUACAGUGAUUGUUUGCUUUCUGUCCUGUUGCACUCUCACAGCCGUUUCAUUUGAGUGUGUCCUCGCCAGGCCUUUACUUAAUUUACGGGCCAUUAAAGUUCAAUGCUCAUUAUUUCAUCAAUAGGUCACGUCCCCUGUCGCCAUUAUUUUAAUGCCAUUAUUUUUGAGGCCACCUUUAUUUCUUUAAGUAUGAAAAGUACUGAGUCUACACUUUCAAGUGUUAUUCAAGUUAUUGUCAUUCUGUUGUGUGGGUAAUACAAAGGAAAUAAAUGUCUCGCAUGACCACAA